CAGCCUCAUUUUUAUAACAGUGCGCCUUUGAACGAGCAGAAUGCGCAUGCACCUGGAGUUAUUUGCACUAAUUAGUAGGUCCACAAGGUGGCACUUACAUUUGAGCUGUUGCUGUCACGAAGUGCUAGAAGAUGAUGUAAUCACUGCUAAACACCAGAAGACGAUGGUAAAAACAACAACAUGGAUGUGCAAGUCAAGAGCACGUUUGAAGAGGUCUGGAGAUACCUGCAUUUGUGUAACUCUGGUCUGAAGGAAUUUUUAUGGGUCUAAACUCAUGAAGAGAAAGUCAGUUGUCUCAGCGGUCGUAGUGCCAACUGCCUGUGUAUCCGCACACAGUUAUAUGGAGUGUACUCUGACAUGCUUGUGUUCGACUGUAUGCAGACACUGAGUGUUCACGUCAAAAUGGAAUGGGGGUGGGGUGGAUGCCAUCAGAUGAUUUAAUACAGAGUUGUACAUUAUUUGUAUGAUAUUAAUGUUUAUAAUGUCUGAGUAAUAUUUUCUAACUUUCAGUGCACAUUUGCUCCAGCCAUGCUACAGAUAUUCAACUGCAUUCGAUCCAUUUGAUUUUUUAUUUUUUUUUCGCUGUGUUAGCUUGAACACAGAACUUACACUACACUAUCACCCUAACUUCCAGAGCGUAUUAAUGCAGGAAAAAGUGUGGUCUGAAGUGGCAAGUAUUACUACAACUUAUUUCAGUGCAACAGAUAGGAAAGUGUGAAAAACAGAAAAUUGGGCAGGGUCUCCUAAAUACACUAGGUACAGGGUUCACAUGGUCAUGGAGAACCUUGAAAUAUCAGGGAAUCAAUUGUUUUUGCCAGGCUUGGAAAAGUCAUGGAGUUUUUCCUCUGCUCUUAAAUAUUGAGUUGGAUUUUGCUGUUGUGUAGAUUAGAGGAAAACUUGCCCUCAAACCAUAGUAAUAUUUUGAUUUGUGAGUGAAUUUAGUCGGGUCUUUUCAAUGAAUUAUAAAUGGAUCCACAGAUCAUCUAAAAAUCAAUGAUUAAAAAAAUAAAAUAAAAAUUGGACUGUGUUUCCCUAAAGCAUUACAAGCUUAAGUUGGUCGUACAGAUAAUUGGCACAAAUGGUUUCUAUCUACUUAGGCCUAUGAUGAUUUUGGGAAAUGCAGCCCUAUCUAGUUAACAAAAAUGGCUGGAAAAGUCAUGAAAAUGUAUUGGUCAAAAGGGUGGGAACUCUAGAUACACAGUUGAAGACCAAUUGUGAAUGGGGAAUUGAAAGCACAUGUUCUGAUCCUGAACCUGUGAAGAAUAAUGGUUGUAGUCAUCUACAACGCUUGCACUAACACACUCAAGCCACAAAGACAGAUAAACUGCCUUUAUGGUGGUUUAUGAAAGUAUUUAGUGUGACAAAAAGAAAAUUGAAGACCUCAUCCAGUGGGAGUCAUUACAAUUACAAAACAUCAAAGUGUCAAUGAAAUGUAAUUCUGACGACUUAAGAAUACAUCAGAGUUCCCUCUUAAAUAAUUCAGGGAUGCAAAAUACCUUUUAGCUAAGUUACCGUUUUUAAAGCUUAUUUGCCCAAACUUUUUGUAACAUUUUCUUCAAUUUCCUUAUUAAAAUCGCUCGAAAGUGUUAGUUUAAGCUUAAACAUUUUUUUAAAGCUUUAAAUGCAACAAAAAACUUUUAAAAUACAAAUAUAUAAAACACCUGUUAUGAGUCUCACCUUUAUUUAUUUUUUUUGGUUCCACUCAUGAGUUCGUAUCCCUGUCAGUAAGCUUUAUAGGGUCUAAUUAUAUUAGCAAGACAAUACGAAUUGUUCUCCAGCAGAGGGUGCGCUUGAGAUACUUAUUUUUAUUCAGUGUUGGAAAGAGAAUUACGUUCGUGGUUUAGUAGUUAUAUAAAAAUUUAGUAUUGGUUACCCUCUUCUCAACACAGAAAUGACACAUUCAUGUUCAUAACUUAUGGUAUAUUACAACUACGAACCAAAUGUAUUUCUGAACCCACUGUCAAAGUUUUCACAGUUAACAGUUGUUUUUGAAGUUCGUGGACUUCGCUCUGUUAAAUACUUUUUUUCUGUUGUUGUUGGAGGGAGUAGUUAAAGAUUAAGUUGUGUCAAACAGUUAUAUCUUAGAGUCAGUUGUGUCGCACAAUGUUUUGCUCAGAUUCGAGCAAUAUUAAACUAGAGAGCUAAAUAAAAAUUACAGUAAACAUAAAAAUGGCAAAUCGACCAACGCUGAGGGACACCAGCAGUCAACCACACUUUCUACAGUUCAACAACCUCGCAUGUGAAACAGCUGGAGGAAAGGUUAUUUUUGCCACAGACGAGUGGUUUGCUCCUGCUAGAAAUCUUUUGAAGAGGGACCCUCCAGAAUUCAUAGCUUCAGCAUUUACUGAGUUUGGGAAAUGGAUGGAUGGUUGGGAGACCAGGAGGAAAAGAAUUCCAGGUCAUGACUGGUGCAUUGUGCAGUUAGGAGUUCCAGGAAUUAUUUAUGGUUUUGAUGUGGACACAUCCUUUUUCACAGGAAACUAUGUCCCUUACGCCUCCAUUCAAGCUGCAUGUCUUGAUCAGAUGCCAUCUUUUACUCUGGAUGGAGAUCGUACAGGCAUGGCUGCUUCCCAAAGCGAGUUUGAAGCUGUGGCACAGCUUAACUCAGACAGCUGGGAGGAGCUUGUCCCAGUGACAGAGCUGAAGCCAGGGUUCUCUGAUUCAUGCCACAACUACUUCAGUGUCAACUACCCGCACAGAUUUACACAUAUCCGUCUCAACAUAUAUCCAGAUGGCGGAAUUUCAAGGCUGAAAGUUUAUGGCAUUGGGAAGAAGGACUGGUCAACUGUACCUGGUCAAGACCUAGUGGAUCUGGUUGCCCUGGUCAACGGAGGAGUAUGUGUAGGCUACAGUGAUGCCCACUUCGGUCACCCACGCAAUAUGAUUGGUCUUGGGAGGGCUGAGAACAUGGCUGAUGGGUGGGAGACAGCCAGACGCUUGGACCGGCCCAAAAUUUUAAAAGUGAAUGAGAAAGGCAUGUUGCAGGUGCCAGGCUCUGAGUGGGCUAUUCUAAGAUUAGGACACCCUGGAGUGAUAAGCAAAAUUGAGCUAGACACCAACCAUUUUAAAGGAAAUUCCCCAGACUCCUGCAGGAUUGAGGCCUGCAGUCUGACUUUAGAUGAGGAGAAGAACUUUAUACAUAACAAGUGGAGCUCUGACAAAAGUCCCAAGUGGAGAAUUCUUCUUCCUCCUCAAAAACUAAAGCCUCACCACUGGCACUUGUUUUCUGAGGAGUCUGUGGUAAAGUGUGGGCCUGUGACUCAUGUGCGCCUGGUCAUAGCUCCUGAUGGAGGGGUCAGCAGACUCAGACUCUGGGGUCGACAAGUGUUGAACAACUUGACUUGUCCUCAACAAAUCUCCAAACUUUGAUGUCAUCAUUUAUUUUCAACACAGCUAUAGUAUGGAGGUCAUAUCAUGACAUCAGGUGUGAUUUAAAAGGAGUCAAAUUAUUAAUUUUUUAAUGAUUUCAUUUUUUCCAUGAGGUCCACUUAUAAUAUAAGUAAAGCUUUAUGUCAAUGCAAAUCAUUUUUAGAAUUAGAAUGAAACGGGUUGCUACAGUAUGUUUAAGAAACAACCCCUUUGCAUGAGUAAUUGGCAACAAUGGCAAUGUUCAGAAUGGAAUACUAGUUUACUUUGUAAUAUGCAAUAUACACUGUAUUCAUCUGUCUAAUGUCAGAACAUUGUGGAAGUUCAGAACGAGUCAUGUUUGCAGCUUAGUUUAUAUAAAUGUUCGUUUCGGUGUUCAGAGGAAGUUUUUAGUUUUGAAAUAUACAGUAUGUUUCCAUAAUACAUCAAUCUAUUUUAUCUCAAAUGAUCAAGGAAAAUUUGAUUCUUCAUGAUAUGAAAACUUCAAAUAACAAAACUAAGGUGUAUGCUGCACAAACGAGCUGUCAUCCCAUAGUGUGGCUUUAUAGAUACUGACUACCAAAUACUAGGCCUACAUACUUGUAUAUAGUUACCUACUAUUCUGUGGUACAAUAUAGAAUUGAAUUAUUGUCAAGGGUAGUGUUUUAUAAAGCAUUAAUUGAACCCUCCCAUAAAAACUUAAUAAAAUGAGUCUUCAAUAA
Messenger RNA from Myxocyprinus asiaticus (Chinese sucker), 4067 nucleotides. Its product is annotated as allantoicase-like. Gene Ontology annotation, biological process: allantoin catabolic process. The coding region runs from base 2170 to 3369 and encodes 399 amino acids. Gene Ontology annotation, molecular function: allantoicase activity. The transcript is spliced from 11 exons. The record is from RefSeq and is a predicted model, not a curated record. NCBI's taxonomy places the organism in Eukaryota, Metazoa, Chordata, Actinopteri, Cypriniformes, Catostomidae.